Messenger RNA from Plasmopara halstedii, 888 nucleotides. RefSeq lists its product as uncharacterized. NCBI's taxonomy places the organism in Eukaryota, Oomycota, Peronosporomycetes, Peronosporales, Peronosporaceae. The coding region runs from base 1 to 888 and encodes 295 amino acids. The record is from RefSeq and is a predicted model, not a curated record. The transcript has a single exon.
AUGGUGGCUCCAGCGGUCCGCGAGUUAGUGGAUCAGCCGCUAAAAGAGCUAAGUGAGCUGUAUGAGAACUCACUUAAGGCUAUGCUAGUGUGUGGCUUAGAGUUUUAUUUGUCAGCAUCGCUCGUUGCGUCGUUCUUUCAAUGUCCUGAUGAGAGACAGGAUGAGCAGGAGCUACAGACACUCUAUACUUUGGCCUGGGUACCCAUGAUGUUGGCUUUCAUCCUUGUAUACGGACCAAAGAUCUCGACGUCAAUAUUUCCAUCACCAGAGCACUUUGAACGGAAUAUGCUGCGCUGCAAAAUCUUUACGUGGAUCUACCAUUUUGUUUUUCUCAUCUGGGAUCCCGAUAUGGUUAUUAAGACAGGUCCAUCACUUGGAGUUUCGAUUAUCUUCUGUGUGACUGAUCUUUGUCGCUUUGUCAUGGAUAUGAAACACUUGACUGAAGGUGAGUACGAUGAGAAUGGUAACUCAUUCAUUUUUCAUGAUGGAGUGCCUCAUCAAGAUAAUGACGAGCAAAAAGCUGAACAGCAAACACAGAGAAUCCAGCAGCAAUACGAGUCUCGAGAAUCUCUACAGACAUCUCAGCAGCACCAAUCAUGGCCAAAGAAUAACUACAUGGUUCAUGUGAUUGCUUCAGCAUCAAAGGAGACAUCACAGCGAAGCAUACAUAAAUACUCUUUGCAGAGUCCAGUAGAAUCGUCACAACAAGAACAGGAACCUCUUACACCUUUGUUUGGUGCUGGAAUGUCGAAGAAGCGAAGCCAGGAUUUGGCACUGGAUCAAACUCCGUUAUCAAUAAAAAGCCAAUAUGUUGCAGUGCUGGAUCCUGACGCUGAUAAAAAAACAGCUGAGAUGAUUGCCAAGAAAUCGUUCACAUAUGAGUUAUAA